Molecule: messenger RNA, 207 nt
Organism: Anisakis simplex (herring worm)
Lineage: Eukaryota; Metazoa; Nematoda; Chromadorea; Rhabditida; Anisakidae
Source: the annotation of a GenBank genome assembly
CAGCCUGGAGAGCCUGGAUUUGGAUUAGCUGUAACCAACUUGGUCUCAUGCAAACCACCAGUUCUGGACGGAACAUCUUCGGAAGUUGCCAAUAUUGUUCUUCCAAACGGCUCACUUGAUCCAUUCCGUCUUCUCGGUACUUAUGAGGACUAUCCUGUGAUACAUCAAAAGACUAUGCUCAUCGAUGGUAAACCCUUGAACUAUUGA